This is a messenger RNA of Marasmius oreades (fairy-ring Marasmius), 1059 nucleotides long. RefSeq lists its product as uncharacterized. Bases 1 to 1059 code for a protein of 352 amino acids. The record is from RefSeq and is a predicted model, not a curated record. NCBI's taxonomy places the organism in Eukaryota, Fungi, Basidiomycota, Agaricomycetes, Agaricales, Marasmiaceae. Gene Ontology annotation, molecular function: protein binding; 6-phosphogluconolactonase activity. The transcript is spliced from 3 exons.
AUGUCCUAUCGAAUCCUCGGCUCCUCCUACACGGAAGAGGUGUACACUCUCGAAUUUGUUCCCAGCAAAGCAACUAUUACCGUUUCGAGCAGCUUAAGAAUCGGAUACCAUCCGUCUUGGAUCACAGCCCACCCGACAGAUCCGAGCCUCGUUUUUGCGUGUCUGGAACAAGCUGAAGGGACUGUGGUGGCCUUGAAGUACGAUGAAAGCGGAAAUGGAAAGGUUGUUGCUGAAGCAUCGAGCGGUGGAAAGGAUCCAUGCCACCUUCUCGUCAAGGACGGCGAACUACUCAUUGCGAACUAUAGCUCAGGAGACCUUUCAAUUCUUUCUGUAACGCAUGAAGCUCCUUACAUCCUUUCGAAAUCUCCUACAACGAUAUACCUCCCAGGAACAGGGCCGAAUAGGGAACGUCAAGAAUCACCUCAUCCUCACGGCGUCUUUUGGAUUGACGAAACCAAUGAACUCAUGGUUCCCAAUCUUGGUGCAGAUGUCAUUCAUCGUCUGACAAGGCGCCCCGAUGGGACAUGGACUAUUGUAGGCGAAAUUUCAUAUCCUCCUGGUGGAGGCCCUAGGCACGUUGCUGCUCACGACGGCAUAUUGUACACUCUACUCGAACUGUCGUCUCGACUAGUCAAAGGAAAGCUUUUGCAAUUCCCAAAGCAGCCUGUGAUUCUUGCCAGCGAAUCAACACUCUCUCAUCCUCCGCAAUCACCCAAUGACAUGCUCGCCGCUGAGAUUCUCAUCCCCAAACCAAAUUCGACAUAUCCUGAAGCUUAUGUCUAUGUUUCCAACCGCAACGAUCCUUCAGCAGAGGGUGACACGAUUGCUAUAUUCGAAGCGUCUGACUCUGACUCUCUGAAUAUGGUGGGGGAAGUUCGGACUGGACUUAGACACCUUCGAGGCAUGGCAUUCGGUGGACCCGAGAAUCGGUGGUUGAUUACUGGUGGUGGGAAUGGUGGAGGUGUGAAAGUGUUCGAACGGAUUAACGGCGGGAAGGAUUUGAGACUCGUUGCGAAGAAUGAGGAUGUCAAAGCUCCGACGGGAUUUCUUUGGAUGUAA